GGGCGCUGCUCUGCCGCUCCCGGACCCUUCUGCACUGUUAUGACCAACCCAUUCGGAGUCCCGCCCCCUACGGCCGCGAGCUUGCUGGGGGACUCUCGCGAGAUUUGAGUUCUUCCCAGGCGCAGCCUCGCGAGAUUGGGCCCGUCAAAGCUCGUCUCGCGAGACUUGCGACGGAAGGCGGGCCGCCGGGGGGACACUCUCGCGGUGCUUGGCGGCCCAGCCGCCGUCAUGGCCGCCGCGGAGGGGCGCUUGGUGCCGGAGGGCCGGGCCAGCCUGGCCGCCUUCCUGCUCGGGGCGUCGGUGGCGGCGCUGCCGCUGCUGCUCUCGGCGCCCCCCGCGCUGCUGGCCGGGCCCGGGCUCCAGGGCCGCGCGGCGCUGGCGCUGCACGUGGCGGGGAUCAACGCGCUGCUGCUGCUGCUCUACCGGCCGCCGCUCUACCAGAUCGCGGUCCGGGCCUGCCUCCUGGGCUUCGCCUGCGGGUGCGGCUUGCUGCUGAGUUUCGGACACUCCUCCUGGGAGCACUUCGGCUGGUAUAUGUGUUCCUUGUCACUGUUCCAUUAUUCUGAAUAUUUGGUGACAGCGAUCAAUAAUCCCAGAAGUUUGUCCUUGGACUCUUUCCUCCUAAACCACAGUUUUGAGUAUACUCUAGCUGCUCUCUCUUCUUGGAUAGAAUUCACAGUUGAAAAAAUCAUUUAUCCAGAAAUGAAGCAAAUCACCUGGCUCAGUACAGUAGGGUUAUUGAUGGUGAUCUUUGGGGAUUGUCUGAGGAAAGCUGCCAUGCUCACAGCUGGCUCCAACUUCAACCAUAUUGUUCAGAAUGAGAAAUCGGAUACUCAUACUUUGGUGACAAGUGGGGUGUAUGGGUGGUUCCGGCACCCGUCUUACGUGGGAUGGUUUUACUGGAGUAUUGGAACACAGGUCUUACUCUGUAAUCCCGUCUGUGUUGUUGGCUACACUUUAGCAUCCUGGAGAUUCUUCAGAGAGCGAAUAGAAGAGGAGGAGUUUACGUUAAUUCACUUCUUUGGAGCGGAGUACCUGGAGUAUAAAAAGAAAGUGCCAUCAGGUCUGCCUUUUAUCAAGGGAGUUAAAGUGGAACUGUAACACGUGAAAAAUCAGACUCCCUGAGCGAACAUCCAGCUCCAGGCAUCAUAUGGAAAGGAACUAUGCAUAGCACUAUAUCGUGACACGUUUAGGAGUAGCCAGUCUUUGUUUACGGAUCAUCCAUUGGAAACUCAUUAAAGGCUAGGCAGCUGGAACACCUUGCACAUAAACUAGAAGCUCAGUCAAGAUAGGAGUCCUUCCUAGAUGCAUAGAGGGAUCUUCUGGAUUAUUUAAUCUAUAGUGAUCCUAAAAUGAAGCAUAAUGCUUGUGAAAAGAUGGCUCACUCUACCUACAACAGCUGAGUUGUACUGAAACAUGUUAACAGAUUCUGUUGAAGAACGAGCUAUGCACUUCCUAGUAACAACCAUUGCACUAGAAGGGUGCUGGUUGGAAGAUCAUAUUUCUCUGGUGAAACUUUUAAAAUUAAAGCUUUUUGCCCUUAAAAAAGCUAAACAGCACAGCUUUAACCUCUCUGGACCUGACUCCACAGGUCUGCAGUGUGUGGAACUCCCACUGAAGUCAGUGUGGUAAUAUCCUGUUUGGAGGGCUUUCAGAACCCCGCCCCUUUUAUUUCUGUCUUUUUUUUAAAUGCAUGAAUUUACAUACUGUUUUGGGGAUAUGCUUACCUGAAAGACUGGCAGUGCGGCACAAAGCACUGUCUCCUAAUAUAAUGUUAAUAGGGGGCUCUUUCAAUAUUCAAACUUUCUUAAAUCACAAAUAAUCUUUCAUUAAACACCAUGAAAGCUCAGAUUGAAAACUUAACUCAGUUGUUGUGUCCCAUCAGUUACCUAGUGCCAUGAAUUUAAGUUUCAUCAUUUUGUCAUUUUUCCAUAGUCCUCAUGGCAAGAGUCUGUCCUGUCAAAUGGUAAACUUGCUUCUGUAAAACACAGUCUUCAAAAUCAUGCUGCAUUGUAUCCUAUUUAAAUAACUUUAGUUGAUAGCUCUUUCUCUACUCCUAGUUCACUCAUGAAAAUAAGUUUAAUUCAGAGAAAUUACAGGUUUGUUCCUGUUUUUGUGAAAUGCAGAGAAAACAAUAGCAGGCAGACUUGCAGUAGGCCUUAGGUAGUAAGAUCCUUGCCUGGUUCUAGAAUGCGUCUUGGAUGUUUCAUCUGUACGAGAAACACUUCCAGAAAAUAUGCUAAUGCAGGGAAAUAUUUUUCUGAUUAACUGAUAUUCUAAAUAUUCCCCAUUCUGGAAAUUAUUUGUAUUCAGUUUUUGUGGUAUAAUUUAUUUCUGUUACUAUAUACCAAAGAAGUUCACUAUUUCCUUGAUUCUAGAUAGACUCUUGCUGGAAUGAGAAUUGUAUGCUGGCAAGUAAUGGCUUGGCUUGAAGUAUUCCUUUCAUUAAGGUGCUGUAACAUAGUUCAGGAAAUAGAGCACUGGAAGAAGCUGCUUUUGUAAAGAUGUUGCCAACUUCUGUUGGGUUGUAAUUUAGUAAAGUUCUUUUGUGGUGCUGAUGACUAUAUCAGUAAUUUGGAAUGUUUAAGUUUACAAUUGAAAUACUACUGGGAACACACUUUGAUAUUAAAAUGAGGCAUGUACCAAGCAAGUUGGAAGUCAAAUUCCUAUAGACCUGCAUAGGAAGGGAUGUAAGGACAAAUUGUUAAUCUCUUCUCUCUUCCAUCAUGUGAAAGCCUUUUCCUACCCAAGUUAUGCCUUCAAAUUCCAGGGCACCUGCUGCAUUGAAUUCCAGUUAAAAUACCCACUGUUA
Molecule: messenger RNA, 2812 nt
Organism: Mauremys mutica (yellowpond turtle)
Lineage: Eukaryota; Metazoa; Chordata; Testudines; Geoemydidae
Gene: ICMT
Product: isoprenylcysteine carboxyl methyltransferase
Exons: 5
Coding region: 229-1101 (290 amino acids)
Biological process (GO): C-terminal protein methylation
Cellular component (GO): endoplasmic reticulum; membrane
Molecular function (GO): protein C-terminal S-isoprenylcysteine carboxyl O-methyltransferase activity
Source: RefSeq, a predicted model, not a curated record